AUGGGAGCUCCGCGUUUGCGAAGGGCUAAGGAUUUGGUGCAUCGCGUUCGCAUAGAAGGAAUCGAGAGGCUGGGCUUCAGUAGAAUUAACUCAUCGCGUUCGCGAUGGACGGAACACGUUCGCGAAGGUUCGUCUGGGUACCGCUACUCAGGCCUACCAUCCUUGAGGGAGGCAUCUGCUCUAGAGACUUUGAGAUAUUCUGGAGUUAGACUGUUAGAUAUUCCAAAGGCUUGUCUUCCCUACAAAGAAAUUGAGGUUGAAAAGGAAAUCAAAAACAGAGAUAGAGAGACGAGAAAGAGAGGUUUCUGGACAGAGAAUCAAUGGUGCCGUCCGAGGUUCCUUGNUUUCCAAACAUUAGGGUUCAAGAGUAACGCUUCGCUUAUGUCAGCUGCUAUCACCGGCGGUGUCAACGUGGGUGCAACUUUUAUUUCAGUCUUUUGUACGGAUAAAUUUGGCAGGAGAAUACUCUUCUUCUGGGGUGGCAUCUUCAUGUGUAUAUUCCAAACAGCAGUGGCAGCUCUUAUUGGGGCAAAAUUCGGAACGACAGGGACUGCAACAGAUUUGCCACUUUGGUUUGCAGCUUUAGUGGUUGUCUGCAUCUGUGUAUUCGUGGCUAACUUUGCGUAUUCAUGGGGUCCAUUAGGAUGGUUGGUUCCGAGUGAGAUAUCUCCAUUGGAAGUUCGAUCAGCAGCACAAUGUGUUACGGUCUCCAUGAACAUGUUUUUCACAUUUGGAGUAGCACAAAUAUUCUUGAAGAUGCUAUGUGGGAUGAAGUUUGGUCUAUUUAUCUUCUUUGCGGCGUUUGUCUUAAUAAUGACUGUGUUUGUCUACUUGUACGUGCCGGAAACAAAGAAUAUACCAAUUGAAGAGAUGUCUCAAGUUUGGAGAGAGCAUUGGUACUGGAAGAAGUUCGUGGAUGAUGACCAUGCAGAAUCAAAGCCACGAGACAAUGGAACAAAGCCCUCAAAGGAGAUAGUCUAGAGUAUAGGAUAGGAUUGGCAAAACAGUUCAUCUGUAUAGUUUUAAGUUUUACUGUUUUCUGU
Messenger RNA from Nicotiana attenuata, 1043 nucleotides. RefSeq names its product sugar transport protein 12-like. The transcript has 5 exons. The record is from RefSeq and is a predicted model, not a curated record. Lineage: Eukaryota; Viridiplantae; Streptophyta; Magnoliopsida; Solanales; Solanaceae. The coding region runs from base 1 to 981 and encodes 326 amino acids. Gene Ontology annotation, molecular function: carbohydrate transmembrane transporter activity. Gene Ontology annotation, cellular component: membrane. Gene Ontology annotation, biological process: transmembrane transport.